Messenger RNA from Rhagoletis zephyria (snowberry fruit fly), 1044 nucleotides. The record is from RefSeq and is a predicted model, not a curated record. NCBI's taxonomy places the organism in Eukaryota, Metazoa, Arthropoda, Insecta, Diptera, Tephritidae.
AUGCUUUAUCGAGCGGCUUGGUUUCGCCACCACUUGACCACUAAUGAUUGUGUGUGUGUUUGUAGAUUAAACGAACGAUUCGCCCACCUGCAACUGAACGACCUGCGGAAGGAGGCGACACUGGGCGUCGGUGGCCUCGGCCGAGUAGAGCUGGUCACCCUGGCGGACAACAAGUCAGUCAGCUAUGCGCUGAAGGUGAUGAAGAAGGCGCGGAUUGUGGAGACACGCCAGCAGCAGCACAUACUGAAUGAAAAGCAAAUUAUGCUCGAGUCAAACUGUGCCUUCAUUGCCAAGCUCUUCAAGACGUUCAAAGAUAGUAAAUAUCUGUACAUGCUGAUGGAGGCUUGCCUUGGCGGUGAGUUAUGGACUAUUCUCCGUAAUAAGGGCUUCUUCGACGAGCACACGGCGCGCUUUUAUGUCGCCUGUGUAGUUGAAGCAUUCGACUAUCUUCACUCGCGACACGUCAUCUACCGAGAUUUGAAGCCGGAGAACAUGCUCCUUGACCAGACUGGUUACGCCAAGUUGACUGACUUUGGGUUCGCCAAGCGACUAAUCCCUCCUGGUCAAAAGACCUGGACCUCCUGUGGAACGCCCGAGUAUGUGGCGCCCGAGAUCAUCCUGAAUCGCGGCCACGACCACUCCGCCGACUACUGGUCACUGGGCGUGCUCAUGUACGAGCUGCUCACCGGCUCUCCGCCAUUUACCGGCGACGAUCCGAUGCGCACCUACAACAUUAUCCUCAAAGGGAUCAAUGCAAUUGACUUUCCUCGCAAUAUUUCUCGAGAUGCACUAAACCUCAUUAAGAAACUCUGUCGGGACAAUCCCGCAGAGAGACUGGGAUACCAGAAAGGGGGCAUUGAGGACAUCAAGAAGCAUGAAUGGUUCAAGUGUUUCAACUUUGAGAACUUGAAAGCCAAAAAGAUGACCCCACCUUUAAUCCCGACUAUUAAAAACGCAUGCGAUAGCUCAAACUUUGACUCGUAUCCGCCCCCCAAUGAAGGGGAUCCCCCUGACGAUUUUACCGGUUGGGACGAGGAUUUCUAA